GAUGGUCACACCCGACCCGACAAACUGCUCACAUCAUUUGUUUACAUUUUUGGAAUGAAAGUUCAUUUUGAUUUCGUCGAAAAUAGAAAGAAAGUGAAUAGCAAACAAUCAUGAACGGCGAUUGGAUGCCCUUAUUAUUCUGCGGGCUCUCCAUACCCAUCUCACUUUUUAUGUGGUUGGGCAAUGUGGCAUUCUCGAAAUUCUGGAGCGCCGGCUUCGAAGAACCCGCAGUCAUACCACCUACCCGGUGGCUGUUCUCGACCUUGGCCCCGCUGGCCCUGAUGACGGUGGCGCUGCGACGUCGCUCGGUGAGCAAAUCGGGAGCUGCUUUAGGCAUAAUUGUUGCCUUUACGCUAUCGAUAGCGAGUCAUCCGUUCUUCGCCAGUUUAGUGGUGUUCUUCUUCAGCUCGUCGCGUGCCACCAAAUUUCGAGCACAGCUAAAGCGAAAGUUCGAGCACGACUUCAAGGAUGGCGAAGGACAACGCAACUGGGUGCAAGUGCUCUGCAAUGGCGGCAUGGCCACGCAGCUAGCGCUGCUUUAUCUCAUCGAUUGUGGCAGCGGUGAACGGGCCAUUGACUUUGCCAAAGAGUAUCGCUCCAGUUGGCUAGGCAUUGCUGUAAUGAGUGCGUUUGCCUGUUGCAACGGCGACACUUGGAGCAGCGAACUGGGCAGCGUGCUCUCCUCGCGGGAUCCCGUCUCCAUCAUCAGUUGGCGUCGGGUGCCACGUGGCACCAAUGGCGGCGUCUCGCUCAUUGGAAUCGCUGUCAGUUUGCUGGGCGGCUUACUCGUUGGAUUCGGCUAUUUUGUAACUGUGCGCUAUACUGUGGAUGCCAAAAUGCUGUUGGUUAGUCCACCGCAAUGGCCCAUCAUUUUGUUUGGUGGCUUGGCUGGACUCUUUGGCUCACUGUUGGACUCUUUGCUUGGCGGCAUGCUGCAAUACUCGGGCAUCAAUGCGCAGGGCAAGAUUGUGGAUGCGCCCGGCAAGGGAGUGCGUCAUGUGAGCGGAUUGCGCAUUCUGGACAAUCACAGCGUCAAUCUCAUCUCCAGCAUUGUUAUGGGCGUCACCAUGCCGUUGCUGGCACUCAAGUUUUGGCCUGUGCGCUAAUUGGGCGACCACUUUCAGUUAACAUGAAUGGACUUUAAUGCAAUGCAAACGAUAGACUCGAACCACUCAACAACGAUUAGAUCAAAUUGCAACACUCGCAAACUAUUUACUAAAACAUUAGACUAAGUCAUCGCAUCUUGUAACUAAACAAACAAACAUAAUACCUUCUAACAUUCUCAUGUCUGUGUGAUGAAACGCUUCAGCUGUAGUUUGAUCACAGAUCCUUAGCUCAGCUGAAGUGUCGCCUCUAUAAUAAUUGUUCCAUCUUUAAUAUACUUCAAGUAUAUCAUUUGUUUUCGA
Drosophila nasuta is the source of this 1406-nucleotide messenger RNA. RefSeq names its product transmembrane protein 19. The record is from RefSeq and is a predicted model, not a curated record. NCBI's taxonomy places the organism in Eukaryota, Metazoa, Arthropoda, Insecta, Diptera, Drosophilidae. Gene Ontology annotation, cellular component: membrane. Bases 111 to 1106 code for a protein of 331 amino acids. The transcript is spliced from 2 exons.